GUUUAUGAAACAAGAAAUUUGUCAAUUCAUCCCGACUCGCGUUCUCAUUUUUAUUACAAAGAAAGUGUUUAUUGAAAUAAACCCGAGAUAUAUUAGUUUUAGUUAAAGUUAAGUUAUAAACGAACAAGAUGAAUAUUACUUCCGCCGCGGGGAUUAUAUCCCUGCUCGACGAGCCGAUGCCGGAGGUGAAAGAGUUCGCAUUGAAAAGGUUGGACAAUAUCGUCGAUGAAUUUUGGCCCGAAAUCUCCGAGUCCAUUGAGAAGAUCGAGAUUCUUCACGAAGAUAAAGUGUUUUCACAGCACCAGCUAGCGGCUUUGGUGGCGAGUAAGGUGUAUUAUCAUUUGGGAGCGUUUGAGGAUUCAUUGACGUACGCAUUAGGUGCUGGCGAUUUGUUUGAUGUCAAUGCACGGAAUGAGUAUGUGGAUACGACAAUCGCGAAGGCGAUUGAUUUUUAUACGCAGAAGAGGAAGGUUUUGUUCGUGGAUAGUGGAGCAGAGAAUAUUGACCCUCGGUUGGAGGCCAUAGUGAAUCGGAUGUUCCAACGAUGCCUCGAUGACGGACAAUACAGGCAGGCCCUGGGUUUGGCGCUGGAGACGAGGCGGAUGGACAUCUUCGAGGAGUCUAUCAUGAAGUCUGAUGACAUUGCAGGCAUGCUCCAAUAUGCUUUCCAAGUAGCGAUGAGCCUCCUUCAAAACAGAGGUUUCCGCAGCACAGUUCUCCGCUCCCUCGUCGGUCUCUACCGUGGCCUCAACAUCCCCGACUAUGUCAACAUGUGUCAAUGCCUAAUAUUCCUUGAAGACCCUCUCUCCGUAGCUGAAAUUCUAGAUAAAUUGACACAUGGUCCUACAGAGUCAGUUCUCAUGGCAUAUCAAAUAGCUUUUGAUUUGUAUGAUUCAGCUACACAACAGUUCCUAGGUAGGGUCUUACAGGCCUUAAGAAGCACUGCUCCUAUACCUAGCGCUCUUGGUGGUAAGCCACAGCCACAAGGAGGACCUUUCCCUGAGACUUCAACAGCCAUGGAAGUGGACACACCAGCCGAAGAGUCUAAAAAACCAGUUAGAGAUAUUGAAAGCUUGAAUGAUGAGGAGAAGGAACAUCAAAGGAGGGUAGAGAAACUCAUUUCUAUUCUCGGAGGUGAUGUUUCUAUCGGUUUACAGUUGCAGUUCUUGAUCAGAUCUAAUCACGCCGAUAUGCUCAUAUUGAAAAACACAAAAGAUGCCAUAAGGGUGUCUAUUUGCCACACUGCCACAGUUAUCGCUAACGCUUUCAUGCAUGCUGGUACAACUAGCGAUCAGUUCUUAAGGGAUAACCUUGAAUGGUUAGCAAGAGCUACAAACUGGGCUAAAUUAACAGUCACAGCAUCUCUGGGAGUCAUCCACAGAGGACAUGAAGGGGAAUCCUUAGCCCUCAUGCAGUCUUACCUUCCUAAAGAAGCCGGGCCUUCUUCUGGGUAUUCUGAAGGUGGUGGGUUGUAUGCCCUCGGUCUAAUCCAUGCGAACCAUGGCGCGAACAUCAUUGACUAUCUUUUAACGCAAUUAAAAGAUGCGCAGAAUGAAAUGGUGCGUCACGGCGGAUGUCUCGGUUUAGGUUUAGCCGCAAUGGGAAGCCAUAGACAGGAUGUCUAUGAGCAGUUGAAAUUCAAUUUGUAUCAAGAUGAUGCAGUUACAGGCGAAGCUGCCGGUAUCGCUAUGGGUAUGGUCAUGCUUGGGUCGAGGCAUGCUGCGGCUAUUGAGGAUAUGGUAGCAUAUGCUCAGGAGACUCAGCACGAAAAAAUUUUGCGCGGUCUGGCCGUUGGUAUUGCUUUCACUAUGUACGGAAGGCUUGAAGAGGCUGAUGCAUUGGUACAACAGCUGUUAAGAGACAAGGAUCCGCUGCUUCGCCGUGCCGGGUGCUACACAAUCGCGACCGCCUACUGCGGCACUGGUAAUAACGAUUCCAUCAGGACUCUCCUCCACGUGGCCGUGUCUGACGUGAACGAUGACGUCCGCCGCGCCGCCGUCACAGCUCUCGGCUUCUUACUCUUCAGGACCCCGGAGCAAUGCCCUUCAGUUGUCUCACUCCUAGCGGAGUCUUACAACCCUCACGUUCGUUACGGAGCGGCCAUGGCGCUCGGCAUCGCCUGCGCCGGCACCGGCAACCGCGAGGCAAUCGGCCUCCUCGAACCGAUGGUCAAAUUCGAUCCCGUGAACUUCGUCAGACAGGGCGCUCUCAUAGCCUCUGCUAUGAUCCUCAUCCAACAAACCGAAGUCCUCUGCCCCAAGGUCACUUACUUCAGGCAGCUGUACGCGCAAGUCAUCUCGAACAAGCAUGAAGAUGUCAUGGCUAAAUUUGGUGCUAUCCUCGCCCAAGGCAUCAUCGACGCCGGAGGCCGCAACAUGACGGUUUCCCUCCAGAACAGAACUGGCCACAUGAACAUGCUCGCUGUAGUUGGAAUGUUGGUGUUCACGCAGUAUUGGUACUGGUUCCCGCUCGCCCACUGCCUGUCUUUAGCUUUCACGCCUACUUGCCUGAUUGCGCUGAAUUCCGAUCUGAAAAUGCCGCAGAUGGACAUCAAAUCUAACUCGAAGCCUUCUCUAUACGCGUACCCAGCGCCGUUAGAAGAAAAGAAACGCGAGGAGCGCGAACGCGUGACCACCGCCGUUCUUAGUAUUGCUGCGGCCCGCGCCAGGCGCCGGGCGCACGGCGGAGACACCGCUAGUGCCUCAAGCAGCGGAACCUCCACCUUAAAAAUGGAAGUCGACGAGGAAGAAAAAAAGUCUUCAAAGUCCCCAAACCCAAACAUAACUGUCCAUGUUGUCAAGAACGAAAAGGAUUCCGCCUCUACUUCGAAGGAAUCCAAGAAGGACGAAAAAGAAGAAGACAAGGAGACCAAGGAGAAGAAGGAACCGGAACCGACCUUCGAGAUCCUAAACAACCCCGCCAGGAUCAUGCGGCAGCAACUCAAGAAUAUUACCAUAGUUGAGGGCUCUGGAUUCACUCCACUGAAGGACAUAACGAUUGGUGGCAUUGUCAUGCUGAACCAUUCCGGAGAAGGAGAACAAGUCCUGGUCGAACCGGUAGCCGCCUUCGGCCCGAAAACGGAAGAGGAAAAAGAACCUGAACCUCCAGAACCUUUUGAAUACUUGGACGACUGAUAUAAUCUCUUCGAUUAAUGUUUUAAAAUUAGUAAAUAGGACUAUUAUGAAUCACUGUGAAAUGUAUUGAAAAGUUAUGAUACUAAUAUAGAAUUGUGCAAGUACAUUAUUAACUAAAAUUAUUGUGAUUCCGUGAAUUAAAAAUUAUAACUUUGA
This is a messenger RNA of Cydia pomonella (codling moth), 3290 nucleotides long. RefSeq names its product 26S proteasome non-ATPase regulatory subunit 1 (gene Rpn2). Gene Ontology annotation, cellular component: proteasome regulatory particle, base subcomplex; proteasome complex; proteasome storage granule. Bases 129 to 3134 code for a protein of 1001 amino acids. Gene Ontology annotation, biological process: proteasome-mediated ubiquitin-dependent protein catabolic process; regulation of protein catabolic process. The transcript is spliced from 2 exons. Gene Ontology annotation, molecular function: enzyme regulator activity. The record is from RefSeq and is a predicted model, not a curated record. Lineage: Eukaryota; Metazoa; Arthropoda; Insecta; Lepidoptera; Tortricidae.